CCCGCGCGGGCGGCUGGCUCUUCCUCUUCCGGCCUUGGCCGCGAGUGCCUGACGGGCCUGAGGCAGAACCAAGAUGGCGGCGGUGGCGGAUUCCUGGGACUCCUUCGAGACGACGGCGGCGGAGGCGGAGGAGGACGGGCGGCACCAGGCCCGGCUGCCCACGCCCUCCGUGGCGGCGGCGGGAGACCGGUGGGCCGGGGAGGACGAGGACGAGGACGUCAAGGAUAACUGGGAUGACGAGGAGGAGGAAGAGGAGAAGGAAAAGGAGGAGGUGAAGACAGAACCCAAAGUGUCAGACAAGAAGAAAAUAGCAGAAAAAAUUAAAGAGAGGGAAAAACAGCAGAAGAAAAAGCAAGAGGAGAUUAAAAAAAGGCUAGAGGCAUCGGAAGAAUCGACAGAACUUACACCAGAAGAACAGCUAGCAGAUAAACUACGGCUUCAGAAGUUGCAAGAAGAGGCAGAUCUGGAGCUAGCAAAAGAAACCUUUGGUGUAAAUAGCACAUGUGGAAUAGAUGCCAUGAAUCCCUCUUCGAAAGAUGACUUUACGGAAUUUGGCAAACUAUUAAAAGAAAAAAUAACACAGUACGAGAAAUCCCUAUAUUACCCUGGUUUUUUGGAAACGCUAGUUCGAGAUAUAUGCAUUUCGUUGGAAGUCGAUGACUUGAAAAAGGUCACAAAUUCCUUGACUGUGCUAUGCAGCGAGAAGCAAAAACAAGAAAAGCAAAACAAGGCCAAGAAGAAGAAGAAAGGGGUGGUGCCGGGCGGAGGCCUGAAGGCCACCAUGAAGGACGACCUGGCGGACUACGGAGGCUACGACGGCGGCUAUGUCCAGGACUUUGAAGACUUCAUGUGACGUUUCUCCUCCUCCUCUCUGUUGUCCUUCUGUUGCCCAUAAUCCCUCAAAAUGUGUAGCACAACUUCUUUCCUUUUAAAUUCUGCCAAAUGCUACAAUCGGGGAAAAAGAAAGUGCAGUAUCUUUGUGCUCUGGGUCUCCACCUUGUCAGCGUUCGGCCUCUCGAUGCAAGGGGAGGGGGGCAAAAUUAUGCAGCUCAGUUAUUUGUUCGAUCAUAGGAAUUAACAGAUAAUGUGUGGCUUCAGAGCAGAAGCAGCAGCAAAUUGGGAAAUUAGUUUCGACAAGGCCAGAAUGGCGCUUGUUUAGUCGUAACCGCCUUAAACUGUACCUCUCUCCCACAGACAGCGACAGCCGUUUGCAGCGAGGCGUGCAUUUAGGUUUCUUUCUUAAAGGCUUUAAUCUCUAUUUCAUUAUUGCUUGAGGUUUGGAAAGCUGCCAGAGGAGGGGAAGAGGGUGCACUUGGGCCCCUCCGUUUCCAUGCAGGAAAAAUAGCAAGGGAAACAUUAAAUGGGGGGCGAUCCUCCGCUGGCACCUGACCAGUUUGGUUUCCUUUUCUGGCUCUUUGCCACCGCCAUUGCGUUUGGGCGGAGGCUCUAGUUGACCUCUCACAAGACUUUUUUGGCUGUUUUGGGUUUAUUUUUUUAUUUCUCAUUUACAGGAAUCCUGCUUAGCGAGCUGCAACAGUUGGACAAAAUUGUUAUGUUAACAAUUAUGACAUCUGCAAAUGUUUUAUAAGAGCAACUAAUUUAAUAAAAUCUCUAUUGUGAGGACUGAG
Molecule: messenger RNA, 1628 nt
Organism: Anolis sagrei ordinatus
Lineage: Eukaryota; Metazoa; Chordata; Lepidosauria; Squamata; Anolidae
Gene: EIF3J
Product: eukaryotic translation initiation factor 3 subunit J
Cellular component (GO): eukaryotic translation initiation factor 3 complex; cytoplasm
Molecular function (GO): translation initiation factor activity
Source: RefSeq, a predicted model, not a curated record